UAUUGACAUCUGCAAUCAACAGCAACUCUUCAUAUCUCCCAUACCCUUAAAAUGGAGCUCAAGCAAUCUUCUUAUACUACUGUUCUAGUGUUCUUCAUUUCUCUCAUAAUUCUCCCUUCCUCAAUCUCAUCCCAAGCCUGCAAGAAUUCAUGUGGCAAAAUUCCCAUCAAGUACCCAUUCGGAACGGGGUUCGGUUGCGGUGAUCCGAGGUUCCAAAAACAUGUAACUUGCAAUCAGGACAAACUGACUUUGAGUACCCACACUGGCUCAUAUCCUAUCACCAACAUAGACUACACCACCCAACUUAUUUACAUCUCGGACCCUUCUAUGUCAACCUGUUCUUGCACCCAACCAAGCAAAGGCUUCGGCCUAGACUGGGAUGCCCCCUUCUCUUUUCAUGACGACACUGUCUUUACAUUACUCGACUGUUCGACCUCUUCUUCACCUAUUUACGGAAUAAGUACCGAUUCUGAUCAUACUAAUGCCACUAUAGUUCCUCAAUGUGACAGAACAGGAGUUCCUAUAUGCAGUUUCUUGUAUUCCUGUCAAGCUAUAAGUAUGCUCAGUCUUCCCAUAUCUACUUGCUGCGUUUAUGCACCGGUUGAUCUUGGGCCGUCUUUCGAAAUGGAUUUAGAGAAGCUUCAGUGCUCUUCUUAUUCUGGGUUUUAUAGCUUUAAUGGUCAGGAAGCUAAUCCUGAAAAUUGGAAGUAUGGGAUAGCGCUUAAGUAUAAGUUUAAUGUUUAUAAUGAGUAUCCAAAUUCUUGUGGGAAUUGUGAGAAGAAUAAUGGUGUGUGUGGAUAUGGUGGAGCUUUCAAUUCUUUUGUUUGUAAUUGUCCUAAUGGUCUCAAUACCACUUCAGAUUGUUUCUUUGGAUCAGCAUACAGUCAUGGAUCAACUCUUCUCCAUUUGCACAGAGGUGGCUGGUUCAUCUAUUCAUUGGCAUACUUUUCGGCGUGGACAUUAUUCCUCUAGGUUUAUUAUCAAGGAAAAUUAGUAUCGUCUCCAACACAAGGUCAAAACGAUUGUUUCUCUAAUGGAUUUUAAAAACUCAUUAUUUCCAAAUAUUUCAAUUUCAUAUAGCUAAAAUCCUCUUAUAUGAGAAUUUCAGUUAUCCAAUAUAGAGGAAAACAAUAGUUUUGGCCUAAUGUAAUGUGAUGAUAGUAAUUUUCCUUAAUUCUGUUUGCAUAGAGAGCAUGAGCCAAGUUGUAUUAUGUUGAUGUAUCUUCAUAUGUAAGAAAAGAAAUGUUCAAACUUCUUUAUGCACAUCUCACUUAUUUA
Molecule: messenger RNA, 1278 nt
Organism: Mercurialis annua (annual mercury)
Lineage: Eukaryota; Viridiplantae; Streptophyta; Magnoliopsida; Malpighiales; Euphorbiaceae
Product: wall-associated receptor kinase-like 20
Exons: 2
Coding region: 52-972 (306 amino acids)
Molecular function (GO): polysaccharide binding
Source: RefSeq, a predicted model, not a curated record